This is a messenger RNA of Panicum virgatum (switchgrass), 927 nucleotides long. RefSeq lists its product as uncharacterized. Lineage: Eukaryota; Viridiplantae; Streptophyta; Magnoliopsida; Poales; Poaceae. The transcript has a single exon. The coding region runs from base 92 to 700 and encodes 202 amino acids. The record is from RefSeq and is a predicted model, not a curated record.
UGCGCUCAUAUGCGCACACGUGCUCACUGACCCCAAACCCCCCGCGUCCCUUCCCCACCACCACAACCGAGAAUCCAAUCCAGCCAAGGCCAUGGACGGCGGCGACAUCGCGGCCGGCGGCGGCGGCGGGGGCGGGGGCACGAGCAUCCACGUCACGGCGCUGGACGGCAUCGUGAACGUGAACUCGCUCUUCACGCUCGCCGCGUUCGUGGGCCUGGCGUGGCGCCCCUCCGCCGACGGGCCGGGGCUCGCCGCCGGCGCCGACCGCGCGGGCAGCCCCUGCGCAGCCGGGGACCGCGCCGAGUCCGACCUCGUCUCCUUCCACGUCCUCGCCUUCGCUUGCUUCCUCUUCUCCAGCCUCGUCGCGCUCUGCCUCAAGCAGCUCGUCCGCACCUUCCCGCCCCACCGCCGCCGCGGCGCCGCCGCCGGCCCCUCCUCCUCGUCGUCCGCCCUCGGCCGGACGGCGCGGAUCAACCGCGCCGCGCUCCGCGUCGGGAUCCUGGCCUCCGCCGUGGGCUCCGUCGCCGGCUGCGGCUUCCUCAUGAUGGCGCUCGUCAACGUCGUGCAGGUGAAGCUCGGCCGCCUCGGCUGCGGCGCCGGCGGCUCCGCCGCCUGGGCCGCCGUCGUGCCGCUCGUCACGCUCGUCCCCGCCGCCAUGCUCAUCUACAUCGGCAUCGUCUUCUACGCCUUCACCCGCUAGCAGAUCGACAACAAGCAAGAGCAGAAUCUGGUGUUUGGACCAGAUCUUGUCUGUGAAAUGAAAUCCUCAGAUCUUGUGUGUCACCUUGUCUGUACAAUGCAGCUUGCGUUUGUAAAUUGUAUGCUUGUGAUUGUGUUUUCUGGUCUGCUUAUUUUGAGCAAAGUGAAUCUGUUGCAAACUUUUAUCUGAAUCCUUCAAGUUGGACAUGGACUGCACUUGCCAUGUUA